CAAAGAAUGGGGAUGCCCUUUAUGCCUCUCAAUUUUGCUCUCCACCCAUCAGUAUCUCUCUAUUAAUACUCUAAUCAUCUCCUUAACUUGACGUCCUUGAUUUCUUAACCUAACCUAACCUUGUCUUUCCACAGGAUGGGUAUGUUCUUCGCGCCAGGCCUUCCCCUCCUCAACACCUUCAAGCUGCUGGUGCUGCUCUACGUUCGUUCCUGGGCAGUCGUCACUUCAAAUGUCCCCCCAGAAACUGUCUUCAAGGCCUCCGAUAACAAUAAUUUCUACCUUCUCUUCCUCCUGACAAUGCUCUUCCUCUGCACGCUGCCUGUCGGGUAUGCCGUGGUGUGGCUUGAACCGUCCUGGCACUGUGGACCCUUCAGCGACUACCCCAAGAUUUACCAGCUGGCCACCUCGACCCUGAUAGGUGGCCUCCCGCCCUCCCUCUACCCCAUCAUCGACUACAUCUCCUCCCCUGGUGUGGUCAUCCCUGCCGGCCUCCUGCUCGUCCUUGUGAUCUACUACCUCGUCUCCCUCACGGCAGCGCUCAGGGAGGCCAACAGUGAUCUGAGGGAUCAGCUGCGUCAGGAAAGGUCCGCCGAGAAGAGGAAGGCCCUGGACGCACGCUCUGGGAAGGGACGAAGCGAGACACCGACAUCCAGGUGGGGCCGUGUGGUUCCUCUCACGCCCUUACCGCGGCCUCGACUAGAUGCUACCAGCAGCGACCCGGAGAAGACGGCAGCGCAUGUCAAGAAGCCUCACGCAGCUUUAUCCCCCGAGGCCGAGAACGGACCCAUCAUAGCCUUGUGUGACCCCCCAAAGCCCAAGGACGAGGGGCCGUGGCCUGACGACGUGACAGACUUGGGCCACUCGGAGGUGUUCGACGAUUCACUUUCCGAGUCACGGCAGGUGGGGAGGGAGAAGAUGCGGGGGGAGGGCACUUCCGAGAGACACGAGAGAGUGAAGGAGUACCCAGAGAAGGAGAGGGAGCAGGAGAUUCACCACAGAGGGAAGUCGAGAAAGAACUCCUUCUCGAUGCCAGCAAAGGAGGAGGGUGAAUUCAUCUUAUCCCGAGUGCCAAAAGGGAGGCAGAAAUCAUACGGUAGCCAGACUCGAGGCCACAGACUACCCCAAGAGAGGAAACAGUCCGACGAGAGCCUCCACCGUGACUCGCCGACCAAACCAAAGCCUAGACCGUAUGUAGACUCACCCAGGGAACGCCGUAGAAGCUCGAGCUCAUACGCAAGCAAAGUCAAGCACAAGUUCAUGGACGAGAGCGCUCCGGAACCCAACACAACCCAGGAAGUGAACAAGACCGCCAGAACGCACCGAGGAUUAGCCAAGCGGGACUCUGAUAAGCUGCCCCCAGAGCCAGAGACGCCGACUAAGGGAGCGCCGUCGGUUAGGCAUCGCAGGGAGCCGUCGAUACUGAAGAUGGACGACCUGAGGAGAGGGAGCAACGGGCAGAAGGCAGGAGGCAAAGGGGCUACAUCAGGGCACCAUCGUAGCAGCUCGGACGACUCUCAGGGCAUGCAGACGAUUCCUAUUAUCAAGAUCAGCAAGGAGGACAGUGUUGAGCGUUCCCUUCAGCAGGCAAAACUACAACGCCAGGACAAGACACAGGAGGAGACCGAUGCCACAGCCGCCACCAAGCACCCCUCGCAAAGCCCUGACGCCACCUCACACAGCCCCAAACACCCCUCAAACAGCCCUGACGCCCCUUCACGCACCACCAAGCACCCCUCGCAAAGCCCUGACGCCACCUCACACAGCCCCAAACACCCCUCAAACAGCCCUGACGCCCCUUCACGCACCACCAAGCACCCCUCGCAAAGCCCUGACACCACUUCACACAGCUCAAACACAGCCUCGCCACAGUCCAGGGAUCGCAGCGGCAGUAACAACAUCGACUUAAAAACUGUGCCAGGGAAGGAAGUCUCGGUUAAGCCUAAGAAAUCUAAGCCUGCCCCCAUUGAGACGAACUUAGAUGACCCGUACCUCCCGGAGUCGGACACGGUUGCCCUAAUUGCUAAGGUCAAGGAUGAGAUUGUCCCCCUUCAGUUAGCCGUUGAGGAGGAGACAGUGAUUCUAAGCUCAGAUGAGGAGUCGACGCUGCUUGAAAAAUGAGGUGAGGGACGGCUUUGUAGUUUGUAGAGGAGUGAGGUAAUGGAUUUGGUAGCUACGUAGUUUGUGGAAAAAUAAAUGGUCUGGUAGUUGUUUUUGAAGUUCGUAGAGAAAUAAGGUUACGAUCUGAAAAUGAGGUUAUGGUAGUUUGUAGAGGAAUGAGGUAAUGGUUUUGGUAGCCAUGUAGUUUGUGGGAAAAUAAAUGGUCUAGAAAUUGUUUUUGAAGUUCGUAGAGGAAUGAGGUUACGAUCUGAAAAUGAGGUUAUGGUAGUUUGUAGAGGAAUGAGGUAAUGGUUUUGGUAGCUACGCAGUUUGUGGGAAAAUAAAUGGUCUAGAAGUUGUUUCAGAAGUUCGUAGAGGAAUAAGGUUACGAUCUGAAAAUGAGGUUAUGGUAGUUUGUAGAGGAAUGAGGUAAUGGUUUUGGUAGCUACGUAGUUUGUGGGAAAAUAAAUGGUCUAGAAGUUGUUUUAGAAGUUCGUAGAGAAAUCAGGUAACGAUCUGAAAAUGAGGUUUUGUUAGUUUGUAGUUUGUGGAGAAAUGAAGGUCUGGUGUGGUAGUUAAUGACAGACUAGUAGAGGUAAUGGUCUAGUAGUUAUUUAUAAAGUUUGUGAAGAAAUAAGGUACAGGACUGUUACGAGAGAUAAGGCAUUGGUCUGCUAGUAUUCUGUAGUUUAUGGAGAGACUAGCUAAUGGUCUAGUUAUGACUCUUAAAGUUUGUAGAGAAAUGAGGUAAUGUUUUGAUAGUUAUAGAUGUUGUUGGUCAGGUUGUGAUAGCACUUGAAUUUGUGAGAGGAAAGUAUUCAGAUUGUCCUUGUAUGGCCUGUGCAAAAGCCGAGCGUUAAUAAGAAAACCGACGAUGAAGGGAGAGUGAGACAUGUUCAGUUCAGUUACAGGGAUCAUUUGCUCUCUGAAAUGUGCUAGAUAUAUACGAACAUGUGUUUUAUGGGUGACUCCAGUAUACAGGGAGAGGUCACCCCUUUUAAUUUUUAUCACGAUCAUAAAUGGUACUUGCAUAAUUGGUUCCAUUGGAGUCCCACAUUUAUACGAUCUCUUAUUGUUGCACUUGUCUGUUAUAAGGGAUAGGUUUAAGUACCUCUCGUUUAGCUGUACUGUUCACUCCUACGAUAAUGUUACGGGGUAUUAUUAAGACCCAUAAAUGAGCACACAGCAGCACUCGCAUAACUUAUUCUGUCCGUGCCAAAUUUCCUUAACAAUGUAUUUUAGUGAUCAGUCGGUCCGUGAUGACUUUGCAUUUGUUCUGUGACAUGUAAGUCCUUAUUCAAUUGUAUGUUGAAGCUGGUGUGAUUAUAUUGACAACACGGAUUAUGGAGGGAUGUUAUUGCCACCUUCCCACAGUAGACUUGACCUUUGUUUCUGAAGAUUUAACUCCUAUUAGUGAUUUUGGGACAGUGGUGACAUAAGCCCACUGUAACCUGUCCGCUGCGAUUGGCACGGAUUUUGCCUUCACUGGUAGCCUGGUAACAUAUAGUCCCAAGUCUUUCUCUGCCUCUGUGGUGGAUAGCGGAGUGUUUCCCAUGUGGUAUUGGUGUGCUGGAUAUCCCUUCACUGGUACCCUGGUAACAUGUCCCAAGUCUUUCUCUGCCUCUGUGGCGGAUAGUGGAGUGUUUCCCAUGUGGUAUUGGUGUGCUGGAUAUCCCCUUUACAUUUCUCUUCAGUGAAUUGUAUCAGCCACUCUUUGUUCCACUCCUGUAGCUUGGUGAUGUCUUCUAGUGGGAAAUCCACAUCCAAGGGGUUGAAAGUCCUGUCUCAACUACCAGAAUGUUUAUUCAGCAUACACCAUAGAAAAUUGACAAAAGGUUUAACGCUUGAGUAUGCCAAGAAAUGUAAAGAGACUAUUGAACAUGUUAACCACGUCUUGAUGAACCAUGUCCUGCCUUUCUGCAAGUAAAGAGUAUCUAGCGUAACAACCAAUGGGGUCCUCAUUACGAUGGGAGCACAGUUAUGUUUUGGUGGUCAGGGUCACUAAACUUUAGAUUAAGUCAGUUAAGUUAACCUAGCCAUAACAAUUGAAAUGAACACCUACAUAAACUUCAUUGCACAAGACAAGAGGAUUUCGUAACACA
Messenger RNA from Eriocheir sinensis (Chinese mitten crab), 4199 nucleotides. Its product is annotated as transmembrane channel-like protein. NCBI's taxonomy places the organism in Eukaryota, Metazoa, Arthropoda, Malacostraca, Decapoda, Varunidae. Gene Ontology annotation, molecular function: mechanosensitive monoatomic ion channel activity. Gene Ontology annotation, cellular component: plasma membrane. The transcript has 6 exons. The record is from RefSeq and is a predicted model, not a curated record. The coding region runs from base 136 to 2118 and encodes 660 amino acids.